Staurois parvus is the source of this 505-nucleotide messenger RNA. The record is from the annotation of a GenBank genome assembly. NCBI's taxonomy places the organism in Eukaryota, Metazoa, Chordata, Amphibia, Anura, Ranidae.
AUGCAGACUGCUUCUACAAACAUUUUGUGAAAGAAUGGCAAUAAGUCCAUCCGUGAAAUUUCCUUGCUACUAAAUAUUUCACGGUCAACUGUUAGUGGUAUUAUAACAAAGUGGAAGCAACUGGGAACAGCAACUCAGCCACAAAGUGGUAGGCCAUGUAAAAUUCAGAGCAGGGUCAGCACAUGCUGAAGCGCACAGUGCGCAGAAGUUGCCAACUGUCUGCAGAGUCAAUAGCUAAAGGCCUCCAAGCUUCAUGUGGCCUUCAGAUUAGCACAACAGUGUAUAGAGCGCUUCAUGGAAUGGGUUUCCAUGGGCUGAGCAGCUGCAUCCAAGCCUUACAUCAAGUGCAAUGCAAAAGUGUCGGAUGCAGAGGUGUAAAGCAUGCCACCACUGGACUCUAGAGCAGUGAAUGUGUUCUCUGGAGUGAGGAAUCCUGCACCUGUCUGGCAAUCCGAUGGACAUGUCUGGGUUUGGUGGUUGCUGAGAGAAUGGUACUUGCCUGCCU